This is a messenger RNA of Naegleria gruberi, 840 nucleotides long. RefSeq lists its product as uncharacterized. The record is from RefSeq and is a predicted model, not a curated record. The coding region runs from base 1 to 840 and encodes 279 amino acids. The transcript has a single exon. Lineage: Eukaryota; Heterolobosea; Eutetramitea; Acrasida; Naegleriidae.
AUGUUUGAGUUUACAAAAAUUAGCGGUCUUGAAGAUGUCAAAGAAGUUGAUUUGAGCACCUUGGCUGUAGCAUUAAAUUGUUAUGUGACUAAUGAAAACAAUGGAAAUAUUAGACUUGCAUUUCCAAGAAGAACAAUCAGGAAGUAUUUAGGAAUUUAUGGACCAUCAUUUUCAAUUCAACGAUUUGUAAAAACAAUUCCUCAAUUUUUGGAUAAGGGAGCAACAUUUGAGAUAUUAAUUGGAUCAUUUAUUGUUUGGAAAUCUAAACUGGGUCUUCUCCAAAACUCUAAUUUCGGAAGUGUUUUCCCUUUUUUAACAGGUACAACUUUAGCUGAUAAGCUUUGCAUUAAUUUUCCUACCAUGAUAACAAAUAAGCGUACAAGAGAAAACGCUGAAAGCGAAUGGAAGAAAGUUCAUUUACAUUUUAGUGCUUAUCAGAACAGACUUUCUAUUAUGAAAGAAAAAUCACGUGGGCCAGAUAUGUUUAUUGUUUUUGAACAAGAUUUGUGGUGGUGUAUUCAAGACAAAAAUAAGUCAGAGUUUAGUUUUACUGAACUUUAUGGAGAAAUUGACAAGUUGAAAGAUUUUCCACCAAACGUCAAGAUAAUUUUUACCAUGUUUUAUAGAUGCAAACUAGAAAAAGAAUUAUUGGGAGUAUUUUAUGAAGGAAGUAUUAUUGAUAGACCUAAAGUGGGUUCGCAACAAAUUCAAGUUCCAAAGAAUGUAACUCUUGUAAUUGUUGAUGAGAAUGGAAUUAAGAAUCUUAUUGGAGAAUCUAAUUAUAUGGCUCUUGUUGAGCUAUCAACAUAUUAUAUUCCUAAUUUUGCUUCAAUGAAUUGA